Molecule: messenger RNA, 32069 nt
Organism: Loxodonta africana (African savanna elephant)
Lineage: Eukaryota; Metazoa; Chordata; Mammalia; Proboscidea; Elephantidae
Gene: RMI1
Product: RecQ mediated genome instability 1
Exons: 4
Coding region: 426-2306 (626 amino acids)
Biological process (GO): resolution of meiotic recombination intermediates; double-strand break repair via homologous recombination
Cellular component (GO): RecQ family helicase-topoisomerase III complex; nuclear body
Molecular function (GO): nucleotide binding
Source: RefSeq, a predicted model, not a curated record
GGCGGGAAGAGGCAAAACACGCGUAGGGAGCGCGCCGUGACGGUUCCUGUUUUUACGGUCGCGCGGCCCGGAACCGCUGUUGCGCGAGGGGAAUGCGCGACGCCCGGUCGGUGCUAGGCCCAGACGAAUGUCCACGUCUCCAGAGCCCAUACUCGCGUCUCCUUCCCUCCCUGACGCCCCCCUCCACCCCCGUCCCGGGCUGUCAAGCUGCGGGACGAGCUGCUGGUCGGUCUGUCUCUUCUGAAGCGUGCAGCUGGAUUUGCUUUAUUCACUUCGAAAGUAUCUUUUAGUGGCUCCCAGAGCCAUUUCUAAACCGUAGAGGUUACAAGCAUUCCACUGAACAGCCAGUUACAAAUCUUGUCAUCAAAUCAUGUGCUCCUGUCCAGGUGAUAAUUGAUACAUAAUAUUUCUUUCACUGAAAAGAAAUGAGUGUAACUAGUAUUGCAUUGAGAGUCGAAACCUGGCUUUCUGCUACGUGGCAUGUUAAAGUACCUCUUAUGUGGCUGGAAGCUUGUAUUAAUUGGAUCCAAGAAGAAAAUAAUAAUGUUAAAUUGAGUCAGGCACAAAUUAAUAAACAAGUAUUUGAGCAGUGGCUCCUAACUGAUUUGAGAGAUUUGGAGCAUCCUCUUCUACCUGACGGCGUUUUGGAAGUUCCAAAAGGAGAACUGAAUGGAUUUUAUGCUGUGCAGAUUAAUUCAUUGGUUGAUGUAAGUCAGCCUGCAUAUUCCCAGAUACAAAAGUUGAGAGGAAAGAAUACAACAAAUGAUCUCGUUACAGCUGAAACACAAGUACCCCAGAAACCUUGGGAAGCAAAGCCUUCACGAAUGUUGAUGCUACAGAUAACUGAUGGGAUCAUACAAAUGCAGGGAAUGGAAUAUCAGUCUAUUCCAGCUCUUCAUAGUGGUCUUCCUCCAGGCACAAAAAUUUUGAUUUAUGGAAACAUUUCUUUCCGACUUGGUGUUCUCUUAUUGAAGCCAGAAAAUGUAAAGGUGUUGGGAGGUGAAGUAGAUGCUCUUUUAGAAGAAUAUGCCCAAGAAAAAGUACUUGCAGGAUUAAUUGGGGAAUCUGAUCCUUUAGUCUCUGUCAUUCCAAGUAAUUCCAACCAAAGCCUUCCCAGAAAUACAGAUAUUCUAGAUCCUGCAUUAGGACCUUCUGAUGAAGAACUCUUGGCAAGUCUUGAUGAAAAUGAUGAACUUGCAGCAAAUAAUGACACCUUAGAAAGAGGAUAUCUCAGCACAGGUAGUUCUUCAAGUACUAAAACCACAAGACAGUCAAGUUUUGAACCAGGUUAUGUUAUUUCUCCAAGACCAAAGGAGGAACCACCAAAUCAACCUGUGCAUUUCACUGAUGGAGAAUUAGAUGACUUUUCACUGGAGGAGGUCUUACUUUUAGAAGAAACUGUCCAGAAAGAACAAUUGGAGACUAAAGAACUGCAGCCAUCGACGUUGAACAGGAACACAGAUAAAACUAUAGAGAGAAUUUCACAUAAAUCUAAUACUCUGAAUAAUUCUUCUUUGAUUUGUAAAAAUGGAAACAACAACUGGGAUGAAAAAAAAGUAUCUGAACAAAUAACUAAUGAAGACAGAUCUUUCGGUAGUCCAUCUGCUAGAGAACAAAAUAGCAGUGUUUUUUCAGUUGGUCAUAAUGUGCCCCCACCCAAUGAUUUUACAAAUAAAGAUAAGAACUCAAAGACAGAUAAUAAAGUAAAACAAGCCAUCAGCAGUUCAGAUAGACAGUCCUCUAAUAAUGAAAUAUUAAGUAGAGAGCUGGUCAGUCAUGUACCAGAAAGGAAUUUACAAAUGUCUAAUGAAAAUGAUCACCAUUUACAGACUUGGUCUUUAAAAUCAUCAGAGAAUAACAGUAAUCAUUCUGUCACCAUGGAUUUGUAUUCUCCACCUUUUACCUAUUUGUCUGUUUUAAUGGCCAGCAAACCAAAGGAAGUUACAGUAGUUAAAGUCAAAGCAUUUAUUGUGACCUUAACUGGAAAUCUCUCAAGCUCUGGUGGCAUUUGGAAUAUAACUGCAAAGAUUUCUGAUGGCACUGCGUAUCUAGAUGUAAACUUUGCCAAUGAAAUACUUACUAGUCUGAUAGGAUUUUCAGUACCAGAAAUGAAACAGUUAAAAAAGAAUCCUUGUCAAUACCAGAAGUUUCUAGAAGGUUUGCAGCGAUGUCAAAGAGAUCUAAUAGAUUUGUGCUGUUUGAUGACUAUUUCGUUUAAUCCCUCCUCGUCUAAAGCAAUAAUACUGUCAUUGGAAGAUGUUAAUAUGGAACACCUUGAGAAUCUAAAGAAGCGGUUGAAUAAAUAAUUUACUAAAAUAGUAUUAGAAAACAAAGUAACAAGGGUAUAUUUGAAUUACAAUUUUCUUUAUGUAUUUUUGAAAAUUUGUAAAAAAGAAUAGUUUCAUAAUUUAUUUCAGUUUAAUUUUAAAAUGUUUAAUCAUGCUUGUUGCAUGUAUAAGUUUUUUAAAUAAAAUUUGUUUUAUAGGACCUUAGUUGAAAGAAUUUAUUGUUGAGGAGUUUGCUUUCCAUUUGUUCCUUCACAUAAGAUGAUUACCAAAGUAUUACUGUGGUAUUCAGUGAUGAGUCAUACUGUUGAAAGUUAAUACAGGUGGUCCAUGAUGUAGGAUGUAUUCGAGUUAUGAUGAGCCACACUUGGGACUGCUAUUUCUUUUGUACUACAUACAAUGUUGCAGCAUGUAAUUUGCUGAUGUUACUCUCAGAUGUUCACUCAUAGAUGUUUAUAUGUAAUGUUUCCAAUCCCCAAAGACAAAGGCUGAAUUUAUAAAGAUAGUGAUAAUAGAAGGCAAUAAUAAUGAAAACUAAAUUAAAAAAAGAGGUAUUCAACUUAAGUGAGAACUGACUGAUGGCGAAGUCCGUAGAACGGAACCCUCUCGUAAGUCGGGGACUACCUGUAAUUACACAUAAAAAAAAAAAGUUUUAAUUCUAAUAAAUUGAGUACCCAAAAAGAUUUAUUUAUAUUGUUAUUCUUAGAAAAAAAUUGAAUCCAGUGUAUCUGAAUGUUGGACUUCCGGAUGCAAAUUGGUUUACUGGUUAUUUUGUUGAUUAUAAAUAUUUGCGUGGUAUAUUUAAGGUGAAUCUUAAUGUUAACUAGAUACUAUUUCAGAAGUUUUAUUGAAUGAUUAAAAAAUCAUUUUCAAGGAUAGUUUAUCUUAAAUGGCAUGUUGAAAACUUAGUUAUUAAGAUCCAGUAACGAUUUUAUUUAUCGCAUUAAGACCUUUAUCCAUGUUUUUUGGGUGGUAUUCCAUUUCUGAAUUAGCUCUACGUGUAAGCAUUUCUUUAGUUUUAUUGGCAGUGCUGAUUUUUUAAAGGGAGGCUGUUUACCAUCUUUUCCAUUUUGCUGUUAAAAAGUUACAUUUGAAAGGCAAAGUUAUUUUUAUUACUAUUUCUAAAAUUUUUAAAUUCAAGUGCCUUGAAUUUUAAAAAAUGCUUAAUAAUUAAAUGAAAGCAUUAUUUGCAUUUUAUUUUAAUGAAAAUAAUUGAAAAAAUCUGGAAGUAAGAAGUAUGUAUAUAAAAAUAUGAUAUAGAAGUAGUAGAAAAUUUUUUUUCUAGUUUUUUGCUGUUACUGUUUGAAGGAUGAUAAUCAGUUGAAAGCACAAGACAGAUGAUUGCUGCUAUAUUCUCUAAUAGUAAUCUCUACUACUACAAAAGAUCUAAUGGGAUGAGAUUAUCUUUAAUUAUCUUUCUCCUAAAUGUUCCCCUCCUGUACUCUGUGAGUGGUGCUUGAAAGCUGAGAUUAGACCUUAUUUUCUCUCUUCAUAUUUAGUUACUAAAGGCUGGGUAUCAUACUUUACCAUCUCAAUCUACCCUUCUAUAUUGGUUCUCAGUGCUUUGAUUCUGUGUUCAUCUCUGGCCUGGAUUAUUCAGUGUUUUCCUUAAUUAGUCUUUGCCUUAUUUUGCCUUCAAACCAUUCUCCAUAAUGCUGGCAGAAUGAUUUUUCUGAAAUACAUAUUUUCUUGUUUUCUCUUCGAAAUCUUCGUUAUCAACUGCUCCCUGCCUCCCUUACUUACACAGUGAAGUCCAAAACUCCUCAUCUAGUAGGUAAGCCCUUUUGUAAUCUGGUCACUGCCUUUUUUUCCUGACCUCAUCUUACCCCUGUUACUCUUCUUCCUACCUAGACUGGCCCUAAGUUUUAGUCAGACCAAAGUAUUUGUGGUUUCCCAAACCUAUCGGAAAAUACACCUCAUGCUUUCAGACCCAUGCUCAUAGUGCCCAUACUCCCUGACUCCUGCACCACCCAAAUUCACUCACAUUUCCAAACUCAGUUUAAGCUUUAGGUGCCCAUUGAAAUGUUUUGUGAAUUCCCCUGCCUGCUUCCAUGCCCUCCUGUACAUUCUGUAGACUAACAUCAUGUGAUUUUAUUGUACUUACUGAUUUGCUUCAACUUUGACACCAUCACAUUUUGGCAGGAUGCUUGUUGUAGGAGGCCAUCCUAUGCGUUAUAGAGUGUUUAUCAGCAUCCCUGGCCCCUACUAUUAGAUGCCAGUAGCAUCCUCCCAGAUGUGACACCAAAAAAAAACCUCUCCAGGUAUUGCCAGAUAUUCCUGUCUUAGUUAUAGAGUGCUGCUAUAACAGAAAUACCACAGGUUGAUGGCUUUAACAAACAAAAUUCUCAACAGUUUAGGAGGCUAGAAGUCUGAAUUCAGGGUGCCAGCUCUAGGGAAAGGCUUUGUCUGUCAGCUCAGAGGAAGUUCCUUGUCUUUUUGAGCUUCUGCUGCUGGGUGAUCUUCAUGUGGUUAGGCAUCUCUCUUCCCCCAUCUUACUAGCUUCACUUUCCUUUUUUAAUCUCUUGUAAGAUGAAAGGCAAUGCAGGCCACACCUCAAGGAGAAUUCCCUUAUAUCAGAUUAGGGUUGUGACCUGAAUAAGGGUGUUGCAUCCCACCCUAAUCCUAUUAGCAUGGGUUGCUAUGUUAACAAGUAUUUUUUUGGGGAAACAAUUCAAUCCAUGACAAUCUGCUAGGGCAUAAAAUCAUGGCUGAGUGUUUUACUCACUUUAGUAACUCCAGUAAGUGUUUAUUGAUAAUACAGAUAAGUCAUCAAAUCAUUAGUUUUAUUCCCUUGCUUGAUAUCCUUUAGUGAUUUCCCAUCAUCUGUUCCAUAGCAUGGUACUUAAAGCCCCAAAACUUCUGCAUACACAGCCCCUCAAAUAUCUACCCUCAUCAGGAAAACAGUACACUAGAAAAAUCUGCCCAAAAACAAAGAAAAACCUCAAGAAAACUUGACUAACCUGGCAGAAGGAAAUACACAUUCUCUUAGGAGAGGUAUGUACUCUUGACUCAGUCCACACACAGUUCCUACAGACAGCCUAACUAUAGAUGAGCUCACAGUCCAAAUUUAAAAAAUGAAGGGUAAAUGCAACUUUCCCACUCCAAAUGUUUCUUUCCGGGAGGGAGGGAGGGGGGAUGGAGCCUUGCUAUCAUUUACACUCCUAGACUUUCUUUGCCCCUUUACUUCAACCUAUCUCUGAAGAGGAAUGACUUAUGUAGUUGAUAAUUUGGGGAAGAGAAAAAUAGGUGUUAUCAGAUAUGCUUUCUCUUCCUUUUGGGAGUGGAUCUUACAGAGAUAAUAUGUUCACUACUCUGUUAGUCUUAACCUGGAUUGGCCCCUCUGCUGAGUUGGCUUCUGCCCUUGUCCAGCACUGCUUGUGGCUGGGUGGGUAAAUUACCCAAUUAUGGAGUUAGCAGGUACCCACACAAAGCUCUUAGUCAUGCAUGUACCUAAAAAUGACUAUAUAAUAUGCUCAAGAGGAAAAGUGAAAAGACAAGAUAGAAAUUUUCAGCAGGCAUCUAGGAAUUUAAAAGACUGAAUGGGAAUUGUAAGGAUAAAGAAUAUAAUAGCUAAAAUUAAGAAUUCAGUGGAUGAGUUUAACAUUGGAUGAAACAAAAUAGUGAACUAAAUUUAUCCAGAAGAAAAUAUUCAGAAUGAUGCAUGCAGAGACAAAAGAAUGGAAAAUAACAAGAAAAUAAUGAAACGGAUGUAGGGAAAUCAGAGAUAAGGUCUAACAACAUGCACCUGGAGUCCCAUAAAGAGAAGAAAUAGAGAAUAUAUUAAUGCUUGAGAUUUAUGAAAAAUUUAUGAAAUGAUAAUCCAUCAAGCUACAGACUAAUUGUAUAUUCAAAGAAAAUCAUACCUGUGCAAAUAUUACUAAUACUAUUGAAAAGCAAAAAAAAUCUGAAGAGCAGUGAAAGAAAUACGGCAUAUUAUCUUCAAAGGACCAGAAAUGUGAGAACUGACUUUCCAACAGAGACAAUGAAAUUCAGAAGAUAAUGGAAUGAUAUCCUUGAGUUUUGAAAGAAAAUCACUACCAACCGAAAGUUAUAUACCAAGCAAAAGUGUCCUUCAAAAGUCGGGGUGAAAUAGGUAAAAUUAAGACAUUUCACACACAAAAAAUGAGAAAUUUUCCCUAAUUGAACCUACCUAAAAGAAAUCACAAAAGUGUUAUCUUCAAACCACAUGAUACCAGAUGGGAGCUUGGAGGUACAAGAAGGAAUGAUGAUCAACAAGGUAAAUAUGUGGGUUAAAGAGUGAUUUUAAAUUGAAAAUAAUGUCUUGAGGGUUUUAAAAAACAAAGUUCCUGAGAACUGUAUAAUUGGGAGAGGGCUAAAUGGAGUUAAAAAGUGUUUUCAGGUUCUUGUAUUGUCUAAGGAAAGGUUAAACUGUAGUUUUAUAUUAGACUUGAAUAUUCAAAGUUUCAUGUAAUAUUUAGGGCAACCUCACUAAAAAAUUCAUUAAAGGGUAUAUUACUACCAAGCUAAUAGGGUAAAAAUGGAAUGACAGAAGAAUAAAUGUACACAAAAGAAAACAAAGAGAAAAGAACAAAUAAAAUGUGGUAUAUAGGAAAAGCAAAAACAAAACCCAAUUAUAUUCAAGAGACAAAAAUAUAGGGACACAAAAAAGUGAAAGGGUAUAAAAAGUUAUAUAAACAUUAAUCAAAAGAAAGCUGUGGUGGCUAUAUUAAUAUCCAAGCAGUAGAAUUUCAGGCCAAGGACUUACUAGUAGUAAAGAGAGUCAAUCUGUAAUGGUAAAAGGACUAAUUCACUAGAAAGGUUUAAAAGCAAAAAACCAAACCCAUUGUCGCUGAGCUGAUUCCAACUCACAGUGACCCUGUAGGACAGAGUAGAACUGACCCAUAGGGUUUCCAAGGAGCACCUGGUGGAUUUGAGCUGCUGACCUUUUGGUUAGCAGCCAUAGCUGUUAACUAGUAUGCCACCAGGGUUACCAGAAAGGUUUUAGCAGUUUUAAAUACAUAGAAUUUGAUAUUUGGCUUCCAGAUUUAUAAAACAAAGAACUACAAGGAAAAAUAGGUAAAUCCACAAUCAUAGAGGAAUAUUCUAACACACUCUUAAUUAAAAAUUUUUAAAGGUGGUAGACAUAGAAAAUACAUAGAAUUAACAAAUGACUUAACUAAUGUGUAUAGACUACUGUACUUAGCAAAUAUAUAGUACAUAUUUUUUAUGUACAUAUGGGACAUUUACACAAAUUGACUAUAUGGUGUACCAUAAAGUAUAAACAAGAUUCAGAGAAUUGAAAUCACACAGUAUUAUUCUCUGACCAUAAUUAAACUUGGGGAAAAAAAAACAACUAGAAAAUCCCAUGUUUGAAACUAUGAAACAUACAGCAAAGUAACCUUAGGUUAAGGAAAAAAAUCACAAGGGAAAUUGGACAACAUUUUAAUUAAAUUAUACAAAUAAAACAUCAGAAUUCUUGGAAUAUAGCUAAAGCCAUGCUUAGAGGGAAAUUUAUAAUCAGAUUCAUUUGUUAGAAAAGAACAAAGGCUGAAAAUCAAGUGAGCUGAGCAUUUAUCCCAAUAAGUUGUAAAAUCUGGAAAUGAAGCACAAAGAAGGCAGGAAACAAUAAAAGAGCCAAAUUUAUUGGAAUAGAAGGGAUGAACAAAACUAAGUGUUGCUACUUUGAGAAGAUUAAAACCCCUGGAAAGACUAUGAAAAAAGUGUGAAAGCAUAAGUAAGUAUUGGAAUGAAAUGGGGAUAACGCCCACUGUUGCUACAUACAUGUGAAAUCUUUCAAAAGGAUAUUAUAAUUAGCUUUGUGCUGACAAACUAAAAAAGUGAAAUAGUCAAAUACCUAAAAAAAUACAACAGAUAUCAGAAGAAAGGAAAGAUGAAUAAUAAAAGAUGAAUAACUCAUUUGUUAAAGUGAUGUGUAAUCUAUGUUCAACAAGGAUACUAAAACAAUGCAAUGGGGGGAAAUAAUAGUCUUUUCAAGAAAUGGUACUGGGACAACUGGGUAUCCACAUGCAAAAGAAUGAAGUUGAAUCCAUGCUUCACAGCAUAAACAAAAAUUAAUAUGUAAGAGCUAUAACUAAAACUUUUAGAAGAAAACAUAGGUGUAAGUUUAGAUAUGACCUCUAAAACACAAGUGACACAAGAAAAAAUGGUUGGAUUUCAUCAAAAACUUAAAAUUUGAGCUUUGAAGGACACUAUCAAGAAAAUGAAACGGCAACACUUAAGAAAAUGAAAUGGCAACACUUAAGCCUUAGUUAUCUAGUGCUGCUGUAAUGAAGUACCACAAAUAGGUGGCUUUAACAAACACAAAUUUAUCUCUCACAGUCUGGGAGUCUAGAAGUCCAAAUUCAAGGUAUCAGCUCCAGGGGGAGGCUUUAUCUCUCUGUUGGCUCUGGGGACAGGUGGUUGUCAUCAAUCUUUGCCUGGCCUAGGAUCUUCUCAGUACAGGGACCCUGGGCCCAAAGGCUGUGCUCUGCUCCUGGCACUUCUUUCUUGGUAAUAUGAGGUCCCUCUCUCUCUGCUUGAUUCUCUCUUAUGUCUCAAAAUAGAUUGUCUUAAGAUACAACCUAAUUCUGUAGAUUGAGUUCUGCCUCAUUAAGAUAACUGCUUCUAAUCGUGCCUCAACAUCAUAGAGGUUAGGAUUUACAACACAUAGGAUAAUCACAUCACAAAAUGGUGGGCAACCACAUAAUACUAGGAAUCAUGGCCUAGCCAAGUUGACACACAUUUUUGGGGGAUACAAUUCAUAAGUUUAGAAGUAGAAAAUAUUUACAAAUCGUAUCUGAUAAGGGUCUAGUGUCCAGAAUAUAUAAAGAACUCUUACAACUCAAUAAUAAAGACAACCCAGUUAGAAAAUGGGCUAAAUAUUUGAAUAGAUGUCCCUGGUGGCGCAGUGGUUAAGAGCUCGGCUGCUAACCAAAAGGUCAGCAGUUGGAACCCACCAGCCGCUCCUUGGAAACCCUAUGGGCCAGUUCUACUACAUCCUAUAGGGUUGCUAGGAGUUGGAAUCAACUCCAUGGCAAUGGGUUAACGGGUUUUCUUCAAAGAAGAUAUACAAAUGGCCAAUAAACACAUGAAAAGAUACUCAACAUAAUUAGUUAUUAAAAUGGCAAUGGGUUUGUUUUUUUUUAAUAAUCAUAUAGGGUCGCUAUGAGUCGGAAUUGACUCGAUGGCAGUGGGUUUUAACUAAUCAUGUUGAGCAUCUUUCUUCGCUAUAUUAAAAGGUUUGAUUGUAGUAUAUGUGGUGUCCUAACAUCAAGUCAGUCUGGCCUUGCCUAGUGGAGCUCUCCAUUACAGGGAUCUGGUUGGUUUGCUCUUGAUCAAUGGAUACAAGAACAGUGAAGAAAUAGUUCAUUACACAGGAAAUCACUAUUGCUAGAUUUUCCAUUGAUAACUGGCCUCUCCGGAUCUGAACAAGACCCAGGCCGUAACCUUUAGUCUUACACAACCCGUACAUUACUAGGUAAAAUUGCCCAAGAAGGACUAGCUGAAAAUCCUCCAAACCCACCAACAGUACUGUUUGUAUUGUAGGCCCAUAUCAACAACUGUGGGACUGGUUCAUCUGGUUAACUUCCCAAGUGGGGAGGCUACGUCAGGUUGCUUCCCUUUGCUGGGAACAAUCUAACCACACCCAUAUGAAUAACCCUGCUAUCACCAGAUCUAUGGGAUAUCUUCCAGUGUCUGAACGUGCAUCAGUUAUAACACUACAAGCUACUGAUUGGUUCUCCACUGACUGGCUAUGAUGCUCAGGUACCUACUGGGUAGCCUCUAAUGGCACUUUUCAGCUAUGUGGAUCCAACCUUUAGCCCUGACUUCCACCAGGCUGGAUUAGAAGAUGUUCUCUGAGCCUGAGCUGGACUCAAGCAUGUAUUUUAACUAAUCUCUCUUUACCAGCUAGUGUACCCAUAUUAAGAGCUCAAUGGUCUCAAAUGGUGCUUCAGUGGAUUGAUAAUACAGUGGCAGUAUUCUUACCUUAGGCAGGACUUGAAGAUGUUAUGGCACAUGUAGAAAUAUUAACCAAAUAUAUACAAACUGUCCUAAAUGAUAGUGUUCAUGGGCUUCAAGAGAUACCAAAAUGACAGUGAUGAGAAAAGUAGUAUUCCAAAAUAGAAUUGCCCUUGACAUUCUCACUGCAGCCCAAGAAGGCAACUGUGCCAUAAUAAAAUCUGAUUUCUGUGUUGUUAUUCCCGACAAUAGUAAUAAUAUUACACUCACUGUUGAUCAUAUGCAGUGUGUAGUAUCUUGCUUCAACAAUCUUGUUUCUUCCAUAACUGAAAUUACAAAUAAUUGGUUUUCUUCAUGGGGUGGGUAGUGGAAAAAAUUAUUACUUAUUUUGGAAUCUUUAUGUUUCUCAUUGCCUCUACUACUGUUGGAAACCCUGGUGACGUAGUGGUUAAGUGCUACAGCUGUUAACCAAGAGAUUGGCAGUUCAAAUCCGCCAGGUGCUCCUUGGGAACUCUAUGGGGCAGUUCUACUCUGUCCUAUAGGGUCACUAUGAGUCGGAAUCGACUCGAAGGCAGUGGGUUAGUGGGUUUCUACUAUUGUAAUUAUAAAAUGCUGUUUUAUUUUAGUUUAACACAUUUUAUUCCUGACAUGCUAUACUUCAAAACCAUUUGACCCUUCACAUAAAAUCAUGCUAGUUUCACAGGCUUUCACCAGUGAUCAUGUUGUGUAAUCAUUUCCCUUUUGUCUCUUUGGGCAUGUUUCAUCUUGACCUCGAUUGUUCUGUCUUGACGGAGAAAUAUUCCUCCAACAUGGCCUUGUCCUUUAAGAUGAUUGCCAUAAAACCUACUCAUCCUGAAGACAAGGCUUAUUAGCUCAGCAAGGUGAAGAAAAAUAACUUUAUUAGCCAAAGAUCCUCAGGAAAACAAAGUCCUUGCAGAAGAAAGUCUACUGUAUUGUGAGUGAUCAGCGCCCCUGAGCAAAGGCUUGAUCAAAAGGGGAAAAUGUGGAUGGAAAGUUUCAAAAUGGAGGCAGUCAUGUCAAGAUCUCAAAAUGGCAUGGCCAACAUGCAUUCCCAGGGAGCAAAAGGUCCGGAUGUAAACAGUUUAUUCCUGGGAGCAAUGUGUUUAUGACUCUAAUCAUGUAUAACCAAACUGCUGGCACCAUUCACCUGGGGAGUAUUGUCACUCCCUCCUAGCCAAAUGGCUGACCUUUUACUAUCAAAGAACUUCAAAGCUGAAGCUGAUUUUAUCUAUAAUAAAUCAUUAACCCCCACCUUUCCUUUGUUUUCUAUAUGUAAGCCCCCCAACUGCACAUGAAUAGUCAAGUUCUUUGUAUUUUUACUUAGUGUUGCUUAGCUCGAGCUGUGUUAUUCCACAGUAAAACUUUUUUUUUUUAACUUCUAACGGAGUAAGGGAUUUUAUUCUUUGACAAACUCAAUCAGUGAGUAAACCAGGCAGAUGUUAGAAGUGAUUCAAAGGGGAAGCCAAAACACAAAUUUUAUAUGGAAUAAAAGAAUGUUGAAAUUAGUGAAAUGGAGGCAUUAAUAAAAUAAUAAAAUGGAGGCAAAAUUCAUUUUUCCACAGUGGGAAAAGGCAGUCAACCUGUAUCUGGCAGGGCAGAAUUUGCAUGUCUGUAGACAAGGAUGGAAAGCCUGGUGGCGUAGUGGUUAAGAGCUACGGCUGCUAACCAAAAGGUCAGCAGUUCAAAUUCACCAGGUGCUCCUUGGAAACUAUGAGGCAGUUUCUACUCUGUCUUAUAGGGUCUCUAUGAGUCGGAAUCGAUUAAAUGGCAGCAGGUUUAUAGAAAAGGAUCGUUUUGCAUUGCAAUCAGUUAUCUACAGUUUAUGGAGUUGUGACAUGGACUAUACUUACAGUUAAGUGGCUUAUUAAGGAACAGGGUACAACUUGGGAUCAGGGUCAGCAGGCUACAAGUCAGGGUCUAGAUCAGGAAGCAUGUAGGCAAAGUGUCCCUUCUUCAGUGCAGGACAGCUCUCUCAGCUCCCCUUGGCCAUGCAGGCCUCUUCUUGGUCCCCUCAGGACGGGUGCCUCUUAGCUCACUCAGGACAGGCUCCUCUUGGUCCUGUAUACUGUCACCAAUGACUGCUGCAGGGCCCCUUCUCGGCCUGUCGCUGUCUUCAGUGUCACAGCCCUUGACCCAUGUUACCGUUCUUUUAGGAGGUUCCUUGCCUCCUCUGUUUCUUAUUUUUUCCUUCUGCUCUUCUGACUUCUUUCUGUCUCUAAAAAUCUCUGUAGUGUUGCCUACUUGUAUCUGCAAACUCCUCUGAUUUCAAGGCGUGGACCUCCCACCAGGGUCAUGAACUGACCAGUCCAACUGGUGGGCCACAGACACUUUAUUUGCAUGAUUCAUAGCCACUUUAUUUGCAUAAUUUAUUGACUAAUCCUUGCAAGAUGCAUACCAAUCACAGGGUAGCCUGCAGCACAGGGCCAGACAAAGUCAAGUUGUUUAGAGCUUGCUCAGGAAAUGUCAGUCAACCCGAACAAAAGUAACAAACCCUCUGGGGUGGAAAACUAGGGAAAAGAUAACUUCGCAGGGCUUAGGGGAAAAAGCUCUCAAGCUGUUUUUCCAAAGAACCAAGGCAAAAGGCCACAUAAAGGAUCUCAUUUCACCACAGUUGUUCUUUAGACAAUGCAUAGUUUUCCAUUCGUGCACACAUUUUUUUCAUCUUUAAUUUGACUUUAAACUCCCAUUCUCCUGGCCUGGGAAGAAACUCCCAUUCCUCAAACUCAACCCCGCAAAUUAUGUAGUUUAUGCUGUAGUCCAGGGUUGUGACAAAUUAAAUCUCAGUCAUUGCUGGAAACUCUCCCCUUCCAGCUACCAGGAUCAUGCAGAGGUCCUGAGAGGUCCAAAAUAUCUGGAUAGCCCUCUCUGUUUUCUGGUUAACAUAAAAAAUAAACAAAAACAUCAGCUGCCAUUGAGUUGAUUCCAACUCAUGGAGAUGCCACGUAUAUAGGGUAGAACUGUGUUUAAUGUGUUUAAUGGUUGAUUUUUUGGAAGUAGAUGACCAGGCCUUUCUUCUGAGAUGUCUCUGGGCAGACUUGAAGUUCAAACCUUUUAGUUAGUAGCUGAACACGUUAACCUUUUGCAUCACCCAGGGACUUCUUGGUUAACAUAGUAUAUUCUCUUGUCCAAACCUGAAAAUGGGUGGGCUUUGAAGCUUUUGUGUCAUAUAUAAAUCCAAGAAUCUUUGCCAUGGCUGCAAGUUUCUUGAUGAAUGCCAGGCACUAUGCUAAAUGAUUAACAAAUUUUUUUUUAUUACUUUAAAGGCUUUUUAGAACAUUUAAAAAGCAUUUUUUAAAGUAACACAAACAUAAUUGCAAAAUUACAUAGUAUAAAAAGACUCAAUGAAAACAAAGACUCAAAAACAGAAACAAAGUGAAAAGCAGCAAUCCCCUUUUUACUCUUGCUCCUUUCCCACUCUCAUUCUGCUCUCCAGAGGAAUCAGUAUCAACUCUUAAACUCUUAAACUCUGUUUUUAGUUUACAUACUAAUUUUCCCCAUAUAUAAGUUUACUCUUUUGGUUAGAAUUCGGCUAUAGAAUCUUUGAUCAAAAGCAUUCAUUAAUCUGAGAAACAGUUUUAACUCUCCUGGAAUCCAGAUUUCUGGGGUCCAUGGAGUUAGGGAAACUUGCCAAGGCCAUUGCCCAUUAGAAGUCCUUUUGAACCUUGAACCUUGAAGAAACUGGUUUCUAAAAGCCACCUUUGAAUCAAACAAUGGUCUAGAUAUACCAGUGGAGACGUUUUGCUUUAGGUAUUGGGCCGUUUUGAAGAAUCAUCUAUGUGCAGUAGUUUGAAGGAACAGAAACUCCAAGGUCAGAAUAGAAGUUUUGUUUUAGAGUGAACUAGUAACAUAUAAACACUGUCCUGGCCUGUUUCCGUAACAGUGCUGAUAAGAUGCAGUAUAAGAACUUUGGAAGUUCUUUUCAGAACAUUUUUGACUCCUUAGUGGAAAUGUUACCCCAAUUUGCAAAUCAUAUAUUCAACAAACUUAGAUCAAUUUUUAUUAUUGGAUUAAUGUGAUUUUUGUUUUAACAAAUGGUAGCUGAGCACCAUUCAAUUUUCUUCUGGUCUUGUGGCAAAGGAGACAGUUGUUAAUGGAGGAAAUCAGACAUGGAGUUUCGUUCCUCUUCCACCUGACUUCCCUUUUUCUCUGCUGCUCCAGAUGAAUAGAGACCAGUUGGUGUACCUUGGAUGGCAGCUCCCAAGCUUUUAAGACCCAAAUACUAUACAGUGAGCUAGGAGGUAGAACAGAAACACUAAGAACAAUAUUAUGCUAAUUGACUAGGCUAAUAACCAGUGAAAUCUUGACCCUGAAUCUCUGAGCCAAGAAAACAAAUCCCGUGAGGUGUUUGGUUAUACACGAGCAGCAUCAGUAAAUGUUUUUCAUGUGCCUCAGUAGCAGCUACCUUCUGGGAAACCUCAGAUUGCAUUUUAUCAGUAUAGACACAGCAACACUUAUUAAGGCACAGACUCCUCCUUGGGAGACUAAGAGGAAAUCUAAUGCUAAUCUAUUUUGUAAAGUCGUAGUUCGAACUUCAGAUACUUUAGUUAUGGUCUUCACAGCUUUUCUAAAUUUAUCAAUGGAAGCUUCUAACUUGAGGGUUAUAAUAUCUUAAAACAAGUAGAAAUCUAAUUUUUUCCUUUUAAUGCAGGAAUCAGCUAUUGCAGUAACUAAUAGUAGUAUACUGACUAUAAAGUAUCCUGUGGUAAGAGUUUUUGUCAUCUGCUUUCUUCUUUUAAUCCUUUUCAAGUUUCUUUUCUACUCUUAAUUUUUAUGUUGCUCUCAUAUUUCUUAUUUUUCCCUUUGGUUAACUGAUAAUGUAUAGACACAUAGGAAUAGCAUAACAAGAACCAUUCCAGUCUGCAGGUAGCAGACAAACCAUUAGUUACAUAGUUUAGGAGAAAGUGGUUUCUUAUAUCCAGAAAAUAGAAUAUCAAAACAUCAACAAUAUUCCUCACAUGAAACCCAUCCAUAAUAAUCUUCUCAUCCACUCAGUCCUAUGUAAUUAAUUUUUGUUCCAUCAGAUUCUGAAGGGCAGUCUGUGAAAAUCCAUCAGCUUCUACACCAGAAUCCUGGAAACCUUGAUUCAGUCUAGUAGUAUCCAUCUUCAAAAUAUUUAUCACAUUCCUUCCCAUAAAUCCCUGAUAUAAUCCAUUUUGUUGAAAUACUCUGGUCAUGAACUUUCAGGGAGUCAGCAAAGUGAAAACUAUGUGUAGAUGACAAAGUUUAAAAAUGGCCAUGGUUAAUUUAUUACUACUAAUAAAAAAGUUGUUGAGAAUUUGUUACAAAAGUAAUACCAAGCAAAAUAAAAAUUAAACAAAUUUUAGACAAAACUUCUCUAAACAUAAUGAUUAACCCUAUUUUCAAAGAACUUCGGAUACAACAUGUAAUAUUCCUGAGACAUUAUACUAUGUAGUUAGGAUAUACCAAGAUUAUCAAGUCUCUAAACAUCUGAAUAAAACUCCAUAGGUAAACUAUGUGAAUCCUCCAGUUAAAAUCAUUAGCUUUGAUGAUGUGAGAUUCAAAUUAAAGAAAUAAAGCUGUGACCAAGUUACCAAUUUAAAAAAUACCUGAAAUUAUGACUGAUAAUAUUAUACUCUUGUAUAAUACCAGGAAUAAAAGAGACACUAACACUCAUGCAAAUUUUUAACCUAAAGAAAAUUACACAAUUUCCCUGAUUUGACAACACAUUUCACGCAACUCAUAACACAUUAAAUAAACGUUAUUUUUAGCACUUUUCCCCUUACAAAGUGGGAACAGUUAACAGGAACUCAGGAAGUCAUUAUAAUGACACAGAACCUUUGUCUUCUAGGCAGAUUAUACGGAGAUAAAGUUAACUCUUCAGUAAUUAAAGAAUUUUUUUUCUAUAUUUUCCAACAUUUAUUUUCCAUUUUCCCACUCCUAAGCAGUUUUCCAGUAUUUUGUCCUAUGCUUUCCUUUUUCUUAUUCUGGAACUACCAGUUUCUUUAGGACAAAAUUGCCCCUUUUUCCCUUAACAAAAUACAUCCCACAUACUCAAUCUAGCCUAAGUUACUUAAAAAGAUUUUAGAAAUUGUCUUUAGGCUGACAUAUUACAAAACAAAGAAAAUAAAUUCAGUUGCAUUAUUUCACGCAUAUACUGUUGUGGCUAGGUGCUGUCUAGUCAGUUUUAACUCACAGCAACCCUAUGUACAACAGCAUGAAACACUGCCCAAAUGUCCAUCAACUGAUGAAUAGACAAACAAAAUGGAAUAUUAUAUGGCAAUAAAAAGGAAUGAAAAAUGGAUACGCUGUUGUGUCUGGCCACUUUCAGCAUAGUGAUUUUGAGAUUUAUCCAUAAUGUGUAUAUCAGUAAUCAUUACUUUUUAUUUCUGAGCAAUAUUCCAUUGUAAAAACAUAUCACAAUUUGUUUAUCAUUUUCCUGAUCAUGAACGUGUGGGCUGUUUCUAGGAUUUGGCUCUGAUGAAUGAAGCUGUUAUAGCCAUUCUUGUAGAAGUCUUUUUGUGGGCCAUUGUAUUCAUGUCUCCUUGCUACAUAGCUGGUAGUGGAAUUGUUAGGUCACAGGAUAAGUGUAUGUUUGAGUUAUAGAAACUACUGGAUGGUUAUUUGUACCGUUUUACACUUCCUUCAGCAAAUAUGAGUGAUCCAGUUCCUCCACAUCUUUGUCAACACUUUAAUCUUUUGAGUUUAAGCUGUUCUGCUGAUUGUGUAGUGGUAUCUCAUUGUGGUUUUAAUUUACAUUUCCCUAAUGACUUUUUUUUUAUCAGACAUCAUAAUAUCUUAAAAUGAAAAACAAAAGAUUUGCUUUUGAGAUGGUUAAUCCUUGUUUGAUUUCAGGAUUGUAUUUUAAAAUUUGGAAAUUAUUUAGUAUGAACCAUUUUAUAAGUAUUUGUCUCUGGGUAAGAUUUAAAUUGAACUCAUCUUUGGUUAAAAUCGGAAACCCUGGUGGUGUAGUGGUUAAGUGCUAUGGCUGCUAAACAAAGGGUUGGCAGUUUGAAUCCGCCAGGCGCUCCUUGGAAACUAUGAGGCAGUUCUACUCUGUCCUGUAGGGUCGCUAUGAGUUGGAAUCAACUCGAUGGCACUGGGUUUGGUUUUUUUUGGUUUGGUUGGUUAAAAUCCUUCAGGACAGCCAACUAAGAUUUGUCAGUAAUAAAGUAGGAAGAAUGAAGGAAAACCACACCAGUACAUUUAGUAAAGUGUUGGGUGACAAUUUUCUAUAGACCUCUCAUGUUUCUGUAUCUCUUAUGAGCAGAGGCCCUCAAAGUCUUUUGUUCUGGGCUAUCUUCUUUAAGGAUUUUGCAUAGCCUUAGAAGAUAGUGUCUCCCUUGGGCAUAGAGCAAGGAUUUGUAGCUGGCCUGUAUAAUCAGAAAGGCAAUUUUUCCCUCUGGGGCAAAGGUUGGGCAGGUUUGCUUAUUAGAGCCCUGGUGGUAUAGUGGUUAAGAGCUUGGCUGCUAGCCAAAAUGUCAGCAGUAUGAAUUCACCAGGUGCUCCUUGGAAACUCUGUGAGGUAGUUCUACUCGGCCAUAUAGGGUCUCUAUGAGUCGGAAUCUACUUGAUGGCAAUGGGUUUUUUUUUUUUUUUUUGGAUAAAAAACUAGGACUUCCUAAGCUCAGGAUUCCUCAGCUAUGAGGUAAACCUGUAUAUGCAGCAUUCAUCUGGGCUCAACUUCAAGUUGCCUCAUGGGACUUAGGGGGCAAGAGGAACCAAUGUGAGCAUGAAGCCCGUGCUGUUCCAUGAGUAAUAAAGUCCUUUGUCUGUCACCCAGGAGUCUUGUGGGGAAGGUGCCAGGCUGGGCAAUGUUUCAUUCUGUUAUACAUAAUGGCACCAUGUGUUGGAGCCAACUGGAAGGCUACUGACAACAACAAGAUGUUUAGUUUUAUGAGAAACUCCUAAGCAGUUUUCCGAAGUGGUGGUAUCAUUUUAUAUUCCCAUAAGCAGUGUAUAAGAGUUCUGUUAUGAGCUUUUAAACAAAUGUUUAUAUAGGUAAUUGUGAUGGUUAAGGUUGUGUAUCAACUUGGCCGGGCCAUGAUUCUCAGUGGUUUGGCAGUUAGGUAGUGAAAUAGUUUGGCAGUUAUGUAAAGAUGUAGUCAUCCUUCAUUUUGUGAUCUGAUGUGAGUAGGCAAUCAGCUGACAAGGGAGUUUCCUUGGUGAUGUGGCCUGCGUUCAAUAUAUAUGGACAUUCUGGCAAAGUGGACUCUCUUGCUCUGGAUCCUGCAUGUGGAUCAUCAUCUUCUGACCUCUGGUUCUUGGAACUUAAGCCAGCAACCUGCCAUAUUGCCUGUCAAUCUUGGGAUUUGUAGGCCUCCACAGGUUGUCAGACAGCAGCCUGCUGUCUCACCUGUCAAUCAUGGAUUCAUCAGUCUCUGCAGCCUGUGAGCAGUGGCCUGCCAUCUGACCUACCAGUCUUGGGUUUGUCAGCCCCUGCAGCUACAUGAGUCAGGAGAAGCCUCCAACCUGAUGCCUGACCCAUGGACUUGGGACUUGCCAGCCUCUACAACUGUGUGAGCCAUUUCCUUCAGAUAAAUCUCUCUCUGCAUGUAUUUAUAUGUAUAUGUGUCACUAGUUUUGCUUCUCUAGAGAACCCCACCUAAGAUAUUUGGUACCAGGAGUGGGAUGGUUCUAGAGAAACAGAGUCAUAAGGAUGAGUUUUCUUAAUUGGUUCUCAAGCCUGACUAGUCUUAAAAGCACUGAUGACUCUGCUCCAGUAGUAAAGAUGGGGCUGCUAAUCCAUGGUGUGGGGUGGCAAUAUUAAUACUCAAAGUAUAAUCACGAGUAGAUUAAAUAUCGGUGAGAAGCAAGACUCUGAGUGAUUGCAUGUUUGGUACUUUUCUACAAUUUUGUCAAAAUGAGAAGUGUAAGGAAGCUUGUUGGUUGCCCCUACUUUCACUAGACAAAGUGUUGAAAGAAACAAAUGAGCUCAGGGCUUCAGAGUCACAGCUCAAGCUUGGCAUAAAAACCCUGAAAGUUGCCACAUGUGCCUUGAAAGUAAGCUUUAUUUUGUGUAGUAACAGAACUGAUAUUACCAAAAACCAAAUCCAGAGUCUUAUUGUAGGAGUGGCAGAGUUACAAUACCCAGUGCCGUCGAGUUGAUUCCCACUCAUAGUGACCCUAUAGGAGAGAGUAGAACUGCCCCAUAGAGCUUCCAAGGAGCGCCUGGCAGAUUCGAACUGCUGACCCUUUGGUUAGCAGCCAUAGCACUUAACCACUAUGCCACCAGGGUUUCCAGAGUACAAUGCCAAUUGAAUUCCCAACCUUGAAUGGUGUCUGAAGUUAAAGUGAGUGCGUUAAUUAGGAAGAAAUGGGAUCCUGAAACUUGAGAUGGGGACAUAUGGGCAGAUAAUCAGGCAGCUGGGGACAUUGAGCCCCUAAAUUCUACUGAAUCACUCCUGCCAAAAGAACCAGCCCUUUUACUCUCAUCUGAAGAGAUUAUUUCCUCUUUAUCUGCUAAGCCACCCUCCCCAGUAAAACUAUUGUACCAUCUACCCACAUCUGAUAUGAUUAACCCAGAUGUUUCUGAAGAGCCUUUGUCUAAGUUAUCUCCUGGGCAGUGUCUAAGUCAUUGCCAGAGUGUCACCUGGAGCAGAUACUUUACAAGACAUUGCUGAAUGUCCCCAGGACCCACCACACCACCCAUUUUUGCUUCUAGACCUAUAACUAGACUUAAGUCCCAGUGCGCCCCAAAAGGUGAAGUAAAAAGUGUGACCCAGGAGGAGGUAUGCUAUACGACAAAAUAACUGCUUGUUUUUUCUAACAUACAAACAGAAACCUGGGAAAUAUGUGUGGAAGGGCUGUUAAGGGUGUGGGAUAAUGGUGUAAGGAACAUAAGGCUGGAUUGGUCUGAGUUUAUAGAUAUGGGCUCACUAAGCACAAAUCUUUCAUUCAAUGUUUCAGAGGUUAGAAAAGGAUAUCAUAGUUUAUUUGGUUGGUUCACUGAAGCAUGGAUUAAGGAGUGGCCUACCUACACUAAAUCAAAUUGAAGUACCAGACCUGCCUUGGUAUACUGUAGAAGAAGGCAUCCAAAGGUUUAGGAAAAUUGGCAUGUUAGAUUGGAUUUAUUAGGUUGGACCCACAAACCCACCCAUGGAGUGCCCAGAGGACACACAUUUUACCACAAUGGUGAGGAACAAAUUUGUGAAAGGAUCCCCAGCAUCCUUGAAGUCUGCUGUGAUUGCUCUUUAAUACAGGUUAGAUUUGACAGUGGGAACUGUCCUAACUAUAUUAAGUCACCUAACUCAUAUGGAGAAACCCUGGUGGCAUACUGGUUAAGAGCUACAUCUGCUAACCAAAAGGUCAGUAGUUUGAAUCCACCAAGUGCUCCUUCUACUAUGGGGUAGUUCUACUCUGUCCAGUAGGGUCGCUAUGAGUCUCAAUUGACUCGAUGGCAAUGGGUUUGAUUUGGUUUUAAUAUGGGGCUGAUUGGAUCUCAUGAUGGUAGGAGCCAAGUGGUAGCACUUAAUCAACCAAGACAGGGUGGGUGUGGUUAUCAUAAAGGACAGCAGAGUCAAAGCAGUAAUCCUAAUAGUCUGACUUGUCUGGAUUUAUGGUGCUGACUACUUAAUCAUGAUAUCCGUAGGAGUGAAAUAGAUGGGAAAUCUACUAAAUAUUUACCUGAUCUGUACAAGCAAAGAACUCCAGGUCAAGUGAAUGGCAGUCUAACUUGAAUUGCCAGAAUAGAGAGUCACCACCCCUCAAUCAAUUCCCAGACUUGAGCCAGUUUACAGGACUAUAAGCCCUUGGAUGAAGGGGAUGCCAGGUCCCCUUGAGGAAGGACCCCACUGCACUUCCAAGUUUAUACUGUUAAUCUUUCUCCCAGCCUUCCCCAAAGGGAUCUAUGGCCUUUUACGAGAGUAACUGUUGGGGAAAAGGAAAUGAUCAGACAUUUUGGGGAUUAUUGGACACAGGCUCUGAACUGACACUAAUUCCAGGAGACCCAAAGUGUCACUGUGGCCCAACAGUCAGAGUAGGGGUGUAUGGAGGUCAGGUCAUUAAUGGAGUCUUAGCUCAGGUCCAUCUCACGGUGGGUCCAGUGGGUCCCCAAACCCAUACUUUAGUGAUUUCCCGAGUUCCAGAAUGAAUAAUUGGAAUACAUAUACUCAGCAAAUGGCAGAAAUCCACAUUGGAUGGCUGACAUGUGGAGUAAAGGCAGUUAUGGUAGGAAAAGCCACAUGGAAGUCAUUAGAACUGCCUCUUCCUAGGAAAAUAGUAAACCAAAAGCAAUAUUGCAUUUCUGGAGCGAUUGCAGAGAUUACUACCACCAUCAGAGACUUGAAGGACUUCCCACCACAUCCCCAUUCAACCUGCCUUUUUGGCCUGUGCAAAAACAGAUGAUCCUGGAGAAUGACAGUGGAUUAUCAUAAACUUAAUUGGGUGGUGACUCCAAUUGCAACUGCUGUUCCAGAUGUGGUUUCAUUGCUUUAGUAAAUUAAUACAUCUUCUGGUACCUUGUUUGCAGCUAUUGAUUUGGUCAAUGGCUUUUUCUCAAUUCCCAUUUCAAAAGGUCACCUGAUGCAGUUUUCCUUCAGUUGGCAAGGCCAGCAAUACAUUUUUACUGUCCUACCUUAGGGUUGGGAGACCUGGUGGUGCAGUGGUUAAGUGUUCGGCUGCUAGCCAAAAGGUCACCAGUUUGAAUCCACCAGCCACUCCUUAGAAACCCUAUGGGGCAGUUGUGCUCUGUCCUAUAGGGUCACUAUGAGUCGAAAUUGACUUGACGGCAAUCGGUACAGGUACCUUAACUAUAUAUCAGCUCUCCAGCCCUAUAUCAUAAUUUAGUUCACAGGGACCUUGAUCGCGUUUCCCUUACACAAGAUGUCACACUGGUCCAUUAUGUUGAUGACAUUAUGCUGAUUGGACCUUUUAAGGAAGAAAUAUCAAUGACUCUGGACUUACUGGUAAGACAUUUGUGUGCUAGAGGGUAGAAAACUAUUCAAACAAAAAUUCAGGUGCUUUUCACUUCAGUGAACUUUCUAAAGGUCCAGUGAUGUGGGGCAUGUUGAGAUAUUCCGUCUGAAGUGAAGGAACAUUUGUCACAUCUGGCCUUUACUAGAACUAAAAAGGAGGCACAAUGCCUGAGGGCCUCUUUGGAAUUUGGAGACAUAUGUUUCUCUUUUGGGUGUGCUACUCUCACCUACUUAUUAAUUGACUUGAAAAGCUGCUAGUUUUGAGUGGGUCCCAGAACAAGAAAAGCUCUGCAACAGGUUCAGCCUGCUGAGCAAGUGGCUCUGCCACUUGGGCCAUAAGAUCUUGCUGAUCCAAUAGUGCUUGAAGUGUCAGUGACACAUAGAGAUGCUGUUUGGAGUCUUUGGCAGGCCCCUAUUGGUGAGUCACAGCACAGACCCUUAGGAUUUUAGAGCAAAGCUCUGCCAUCCUCUGCAGAUAAACACUUUCCUUUUGAGAAACAACUUUUGGUUUGUUACUGGGCUUUAAUAGAGACUGAAUGCUUACCCACAGGCCACCAAGUCAUCAUGCAGCCUGAACUGCCCAUCAUGAACUGGGUGUUGUCUGACCCACAGAGCCAUAAAGUCAGACAUGCACGGGAGCACUCCAUGUUUAAAUGACAGUGGUAUAUAUGAGAUUGGACCUGAAGGCACAAGUAAGUUACAUGAGGAAGUUGCCCAAAUACCCAUGGUCUCCACUCCUGUCACAUUACUCACCCUCCACCGGUCUGCACCUCUGGCCUCAUGGGGACUUCCUUAUGAGCAGUUGACUGAGGAAGAGAGAACUCGUGCCUGGUGUACAGAUAGUUCUGCAUGAUAUGCAGGCACCACUCAACAGUGGGCAGCAGCAGCACCACAGCCCCUUUCUGGAAACUCUCAGAAAAACAGUGGUGAAGGGAAAUCCUACCAGUGGCACAACUUUGGGCAGUGUAACUGGUUGUUCACUUUGCUUAGAAGGAGAAAUGGCCAGAUGUGUGAUUGUAUACUGAUUUGUGGGCUGUGGCCAAUGGCUUGGCUGGAUGGUCAGGGACUUAGAAGGAACAUGAUUGGAAAAUUGGUGACAAGGAGAUGUGGGGAAGAGGUAUGUGGAUAGACUGAAUAGACCAUCGAAGUGAAGAUAUUUGUGUUUCCUGAAUGCUCACCGAAGGGUGACCUCAGCACAGGAGGAUUUUAACAAUAUGGUGAUAGGAUGACGUGUUCUGUGGAAACCAGUCACCCUCUUUCCCCAGGCACUCCCUCAUUGCCCGAUGGGUUCAUGGACAAAGUGGCCAUGGUAGCAGGGAUGAAGGUUAUACAUGGGCUCAGCAACAUGGACUUCCACUCAGCAAGGCUGAUUUGGGUACAGCCACUUUUGAGUGCUCAAUCUGCCAGCAGCAGAGACCAACACUGAGUCCCCAGUACAGCACCAUUCCUCGAGGUGAUCAGCCAGCAACCUGGUAGUAGGUUGAAUAUAUUGGACCACUUCCAUCAUGGAAAAGGCAGCAUUUUGUUCUUACUGGUAUAGACAAUUUCUCCGGAUACAGAUUUGCCUUCCCUGCACACAAUGCUUCUGCCAAAACUAGCAUCCGUGGACUCACGGAAUGCCUUAUCUAUUGUCACGGUGUCCCACACAGAGUAGCUUUGGAUCAGAGGACUCCACAGCAAGUUAAGUGCAGCAGUGGGCCCAUGCUCGUGGAAUUCACUGCUCUUACCACAUUCUCCAUCAUCCUGAAGCAGCUGGCUGAAUAGAACAAUGAAAUGGCCUCCUAAAGACACAAUGGUGGUGUCAGCUAGUUGGCAAUACUUUGCCGGGUUGGAGCAAUGUUCUCCAGAAGGCUGUAUAUUCUUUAAAUCAGCAUCCAAUAUAUGGUGUUGUUUCUCCCAUAGCCAGGAUUCAAAGGUCCAGGAGUCAAGGAGUGGAGAUAGGAGUGGCACCACUCACUAUUAACCCUAGUAACCCGCUUGCAAAUUUUUUUUCUUCUUGUCCCUGCAAUGUUAUGCUCUGCAGUCUAGAGGUCUUAGUUCCAAAGGGAGGAAUGUUCUCACCUGGAGAUUCAACACAGAUUGCAUUGAACUGGAAGCUGAGAACGCCACCAGGCUACUUGGGGCUCUUCAUGUCUCUGAAUCAACAGGCAAAGAAGGGAGUUACCAUAUUGGCUGAUGUGAUUUUGAUCCUGACUACCAGGGGGAAACUGAAUAUGGUGUUGCAUAGUGGAGGUAUAGAAGAGUGUGUCUGGAAUACAAGAGAUCCCUUAGGGCAUCUCUUAGUACUAUCAUGCUCUGUGAUUGAAGUCAAUAGAGAACUCCAGCAACCUGAUUCUGACAUGACUACUAAUGGCCCAGGCCCUUCAGGUAUAAUGGUUUAAGUUACCCCACCAGGCAAAGAACCAUGACAAACUGAGAUGCUUGCUGAAGGUAAAGGGAAUACGGAAUAGAUGGUGUAAGAAAGUAGUUCUAAAUACCAGUUACGACCAUGUGACAGUUGAAGAAAUGAGGACUCUAAUUGUUAUGAGUAUUUCUUCAUUGUUUUAUUAUAAGUGUAUGUGUGCAUAUAUAUAUAUAAAAUAUACAUAUAGUAUAUAGUUUUGUUUUCUUCCCUUAUAUAAAAUAUAAAAUGUAAACAGGGCUAGUGUGUUUUCAAUUGUAUACAUGUUAGUUGUAUCAUGUUAGGUGCAAGUAUGACUUUGCAAUUCUCUUUAUUUAGAGAUUGUGCAUGGUUUAAGGAGCUGUGUACAAGUGUCAAGUUGACAAGGGGUAGACUGUGAUGUUUAAGGUUGUGUGUCAACUUGGCUGGGCUAUGAUUCUCAUUGGUUUGGCAGUUACGAUGUAAUUGGGCAAUUAUGUAAUGUUGUAAUUGGUACUUAUGUAAUGACGUAGUCAUCCUUCAUUUUGUGAUCUGAUGUCAACAUCCAAUCAAUUGAAAGGGAGUUUCCUUGGGAGUGUGGUCUGCAUCCAAUAUAUACAGACGUUCUGGCAAAGCUCACUCACUUUCUCUGGAUCCUGCAUCUGGGUUGUCAUCAUCUGACCUCUGGUUCUUAGGGCUUGAGCCAGCAGCCUGCCAUGUUGCCUACUGAUUUUGGGAUUCAUCAGCUUCUGCAGCCUGUGAGUCAGUACUUGCCGUCUUACUUGGCAAUCUUGAAUUCAUCAGCCUUGGUAGCCUGUGAGCCAGCAGCCUGCUGUCUGAUGUGCCUAUCUUGGGUUUGUCAGCCCCUGCAGCUACAUGAGUCACGAGAAGCCUCCAGCCUGACGACUGACCCACUGGGGACUUGCUAACCUCUACGACCGUAUGAACCAUUUCUUUAGAUAAAUCUGUCUCUCUCUCUUUAAUAUAUAUAUAUAUACGUAUAUAUAUACACACACUUCACUGGUUGUGUUUCUCUAGAGAAACCAGCCUAAGACAGUAGUCCAUUUUUGUUGUAAAGAAAUUAGAAAAUAUAUGUGAGUAAAGAAAAUAAAUCACUGUAAUUCCACUACUAAAAAAACCAACCAAACCGAUUUCCAUCGAGUUGGUUCCGACUCAUAGCGACCCUAUAGGACAGAAUAGAACUGCCCCAUAGGGUUUCAAGGAGCACCUGGUGGAUUUGAACUGCUCAUCUUUUGGUUAGCAGUCGGAGUUCUUAACCACUAUGCCACCAGGGUUUCCGAAAUCCCAUUGCUAGAUAUAAUGAAUUAACAUAUUGGUGUAUGUUCUUCUUGAUUUUUACUAUAUAUACUAUUUUUUAUAAAAGCUGGGUUACGCUCCAUACAUUACUCUGUAUUUUGCUUUCCCCACUUAACAUGGGAAUAAUUUUCCAUCCUGGUAAGUAUAGAGUUACACAUUCAUUUUAAGUAGCCAAGCAGUAUUCCUUUGCAUCAAAACCAGAAGCCUGAAACUAUAUUGAAAGUAGUCAUUUGGCUGUUGUUGUAUCUUUAGGUUGUUUUCAUCUCUCUCUUUUUUUUAAAUACAUAAUAUUGCAGCAGACAUCACUGUACAAAUAUAACUGUAUACCUCUCUAAUUAUUUCUUUAGGAUAAACUCCAAGAGGAAUUGCUGGUUCUAAACAUACAUGAAUUUUAAAGGCUUUUGAUACUUUUUGCCAAAUAACCCUCUAGCUCUCUGUUUUUUACUUACUUUGUGACCUUGGGCAUGUUGCUUAACCUUUUUGACAUCAGUUUCAUCAUCUACACAAUGGAGAUAAUGUGAGAAUGUAUUGUUUUAAAGCAGUUAGCACGGUAUCUUGUACAUGGUAAAUACUCAGCGGUAGAUAUUAUUACUCUUUUUUUUUUUUUUUUGAGUUCUUCUAGUUCAUACAUCUGCCUGGAGUGUGUAAGAGUUUGGCUGCUCAACCUCUCAAGUACUUCACAAAGGAUUGUCAUUAAAAAAAAAUCUCAGCUAAUCUGAUCAUUUGUAUUCCUUCUUUUGUCAGUUGCCUAACUUCGAUGAUGGUCCUACCUACCUCUCAAACAUUGGGAUGAAUGGUAGAACACCAAGUUGCUGGAACUGUCUUGAACAAUUAGGAGUCAGAAACAGAUGAUUAUCCUAUAAACAAAUUCAGUAAAUCUGGUACCUUCCUUUAAACAUUUGUUAACUUCUACUGUUGGUAUCGAUGGUAGCUUUACGAUUCAGGGAAGAAGAUCCACAAUGCAUUUAGAGGACUCAGUAUAAAUCAACCUUAAAUAUGUAUUCGACAUUAUUACUUUUCCAUGAUGGCCUGAUUUAUUAGGCUAAUUUUAUGGGACCCUAAUUCUAACGAAAUGAAGUAAAGCUACAUAAUAAGCUCAAAUUUAUUUAAUCUGUUUUUUUUUUUUUUGUAGGAAAAUAAUCAGUGAACUAAGGUGUUUUUGCUAAGUUACAUAUCCAGAAAAUAACAGAUACCCUGAGCACUUUACAUUAUGAACAUCACAAAUGUUUUCAAGCCAUUUACUCAAGAGCUUUUUAAAUUUUCAGCAUUUAACUCUGAGUGGAGGUGGGGGAAUAAGGAGUAGAAGGUAGAAGGAGAAUACAAAAGAAAUGUAUGAAGCGUUCCCAUCUUGGCUUUAUUUUUGGAGUUCACAAACUUUCAAAAGGGGGAAUAAGUUCCUGAUUUUUGCCUUUUUUGUGAUAGAGUCUAAAACUAACUAAGGGGCACCAGGAAGGUAUCUCUGGGACAGCUCCUCCCUCCCAAACCGUCCUGAAUGUACUAACAAGAAACAAACAAAACAAUCCUUUGCUUUCCUCUCCUCCACUAUUUCAGAGAUUUAAGAAAUUAGUAAAAUGCCUUUACACCCUAAUCUGAAUUAUAGUAUUCAAACAAUUAUUUUCCAACACCUUAACGAGAUUAUUCACUCAUUGGUGUCCCAGGGCUAAUAAAGGAGCGCAUGGUCAUUUGGAAGAGGGUAAGCCUGAUCCAAUGUCACAGGGAGUGCUUUGAGCUGCUAGAUGAUGGUAUUAGAGCAUGUGUUCUUGGCAAUUUGCCUAAUUUCUCUGAGCCUCAGUUUUCUCAUUGAUAAAGCAGGGAUGAUGAUUUAUAGCUUGCAAUUUUGUGAGGCUCAGAUGGGGGAAGUAUGCGAAUAUCUUGCACAGUUAAUAAUCACUAUUACCAUUCUAUGACUCCAAGGCAACACGUUUGGUUUUUGUUUUUUUAUUACCAUUCUGGCACCAGAUUUUGGUGUGGUCUGUUAUAAAAGUAAUAAAUCUAAUUUAGAAUCGCAGACAGCUUGCAUCCAUCUUACAAUUUUGCAGUAUGUGUGUUUGGCUAGCUUAUCUUCUCAGAGGGUAGAAGAUGAAUUUUAGUAGACUUAAGCUGAAAGUUGAAAACUUGAGUUUAACAUGAAAAGCAUUUAUCAUGUUAAAUCUGUCUAAAUGUGUUCACACAGAGUCCAAGCACUGUGUUGGAUUUUAUUUCUUUCUUUAUGAGUUCUAUGUCCCAACACUUGAACCACUGAAAAAAAUGGAGACAGGUUCAAUUGGAGAUUCUAACUGUACUUAUUAAAGCCUCAAACCAGACUCCUUCCAGUGGUGUGCUGGUAAAUGUUUAACAAUUGGCUCUCUUGGUAUAUAUGUAUGUAUUAUAAAUUUUAUUGAUAUAAAGGAUGUGUGGACUGGUUUAGAAACCCUGGUGGCAUAGCGGUUAAGUGGUACGGCUGCUAACCAAGAGGUCGGCAGUUCAAAUCUGCCGGGUGCUCCUUGGAAACUCUAUGGGGCAGUUCUACUCUGUCCUAUAGGGUUGCUGUGAGUCGGAAUUGACUUGAUGGCAGUGGGUUUGGUUUUUGGGUUUGUGGACUGGUUGCUUUCUAGGCUUGUUACAGGGUUAUUAACUUAGGAUUUCCCUUUUAAUAUUUCUCUUUGAUUACUCUUUGCUUUAUUACUCCCUCAUCUUGGUGGAGUACAUGCUUAGUAAUAUCCAGAGAAAGGGUAUGGAGUAAGCAAAUUUUGUGAGUCCUUACAUGCUCGACUAUGUCCUUAUUCUCUCCUCAUACUUGAUUGAAAGUUUGGGUAUAGAAUUUUACUUUGAAAAUAAUUUUUCCUCAGAAUCUUGAAGGAGUUACUCCAUUAACUUCUAGUACCUUGGACUAUUGACAAGCCGAUAAAUAGGUUGGCACAUCCUUUUAUUCCUUUGGAAGAGUUUAGGAUUUUUCUUCAUUUUGGGGUUCUGAAAUUUCAAAGAAAUGUAUCUGGGUCUGUCUUAGUCAUCUAUUGCCGCUAUAACAGAAAUACCACAAGUGUAUGGCUUUAAUAAAGAGAAAUGUAUUCUCCCACAGUCUAGAAGGCUAGAAGUUCGAUUUCAGGGCACCUGCUCCAGGGGAAGGCUUUCUCUCUCUGUUGGCUUUGGGGGAAGGCCCUUGUCAUCAAUCUUCCCCUGGUCUAGGAGCUUCUCAGCAUAAGGAGCCCAGGUCCAAAGGAUGCACUAUUCUCCUGGCUCUUGUUUCUUGGUGGUAGGAGGUCCCCCUGUCUCUCUGCCCACUUCUUUCUUUCACAUCUCAAAAGAGAUUGGCUUAAAACACAAUCUAAUCUUGUAGAUUGAGUCCUGCCUCAUUAACAUAACUGCCAUAAAUCCCGUCUCAUUAACAUCAUAGAGAUAGGGUUUACUACACAUAGGAAAAUCACAUCAGAUGACAAAAUGGUGGACAAUCACACAAUUCUUAGAAUCAUGGCCUAGCCAAAUUGAUACACGUAUUUCUGGGGGACGCAAUUCAGUCCAUGACAAGGUUUAUGUCUUUUUUCACUCAUUCUGAGGGACACUUGAUGGGACUUUUCAAAACGAAGAUCCGUGUCCUUCUUUAGUUCUGAGAUAACCUCUUGUAUAAUGUCUUCGAUAAUUUUCUCUCCUCCAUUUUUUCUGAAACCUUAUCAACCAGAUCUGAGGCUUCUCAGAUCGACUUUUUCUGACUGUUACCUAUCUCAUACUUUCUCUAUAUUAUCUGUUAUGUAUCGAAUUAUGUUCCCCAUAAGGAUACCCUGGUUGUGUAGUGGUUAAGAGCUACGGCUGCUAACCAAAACGUUGGCAGUUCAAAUCCACCCGGCACUCCUUGGAAACUCUAUGGGGCAGUUCUACUCUGUCCUGUAGGGUUGCUAUGAGUUGGAAUCGACUUGAUAGUAAUGGGUUUGGUUUUUGGUUUAAGGAUACCAAGUCCUAACCCCCUUUAACCAUAAAUGUGACCCUGUUUGGAAAUUGUUUUUUUUUUGGUCGUAUUAAUGAGGUCAUACACGAGUAGAGUGGAUCUGAAACCCAAUUCCUUCUAAGUGGUGUCUUGUAAAGGGGAGACAGACACAGAAAAACACACGGGGGGGAAUGCCAUGUGACCUUGAGGACAUAUGUAUCUACAAAUCCAGGAACCUGAGGACUGCCAGCAGCUACUAGAAGCUGAAAGAGACAAAGAAGGACCUUCUUCCUAGACCUGAUGCCGUAAAUUCAGACUUCUAGCCCCGAGAACCAUGAGAGAGUAAAUUUCUGUUAUUUAUGUUCCAGCAGCACUAGCUAAGAUACCGUCUUUUAUUUUCCAUUUUGGGAGAUUUCCAAACUUUAUCUUCCAAACAGGUCAAAUAAUAAUAACUUUAUCUUCCAAACGGGUCAAAUAAAUCUCUGGGAAUGGGGCUUUGAAGGAGCUCUAACCUUGUUCUGCCCCCUUUAGUGUCUGCAAGUCUUCUGGUUUUCACCAUGACUGUGGGAUGUUGGGAAACCCUGGUGGCAUGGUGGCUAAGUGCUAUGGCUGCUAACCAAAGGGUUGGCAGUUCGAAUCCACCAGGCACUCCUUGGCAACUCUAUGGGGCAGUUCUACUCUCUCCUAUAGGGUCGCUAAGAGUCGGAAUGGACUCAACGGCACUGAGUUUGGUUUGGUUUGGGUUUGAGUGGGAUGUUAAUUUUCAAAGCUACAAAAAAGCUAGGGAAGGGGCUAUGGGAAUUUGUUGUUCAUUGCCGUGGAGUCCAUUCCAACUCAAGGUGACACUGUGUGUUACAGAGAGCUGUUUUCUUGGUUGUAAUCUUAAGGAAACUUAAGAUCAUCAGGUUGUUUUCCAUGGUACUGCUAGGUGGGUUUGAACCACCAAACUUCAGGUUAGUAGUCCGACACAAAUUAGAUGCACCACCUGGGAGAUGUUGUUAGUUGCCAUUUCCAACUCAUGGUGACCAUCUGUGUGCAGAGUAGAGCAGCUCCAUAGGUUUCCAACGCUGUAAACUUUUUUUAAAAUAAUUUUUAUUGUACUUUAAGUGAAAGUUUACAAAUCAAGUCAGUCUCUCACACAAAAACCCAUAUACACCUUGCUACACACUCCCAAAUACUCUCCGCCUAAUGAUACAGCCCACUCCCUCCCUCCACUAUCUCUUUUUGUAUCCAUUUCGCCAGCUUCUAACCCCCUCCAUCCUCUCAUCUCCCCUCCAGGCAGGAGAUGCCAACAUUGUGUCAAGUGUCCACCUGGUCCAAGAAGCUCACUCCUCACCAGCAUCCCUCUCCAACCCAUUGUCCAGUCCAAUCCCUGUCUGAAGAGUUGGCUUCAGGAAUGGUUCCUGUCCUGGGCAACAGGAGGUCUGGGGGCCAUGACCACUGGGGUCCUUCUAGUCUCAUUCAGACCAUUAAGUCUGGUCUUAUGAGAAUUUGGGGUCUGCAUCCCAUUGCUCUCCUGCUCCCUCAGGGGUUCUCUGUUGUGUUUCCUGUCAGGGCAGUCUUCAGUUGUAGCCAGGCACCAUCUAGUUCUUCUGGUCUCGGGAUGAUGUAGUUGCUGGUUCAUGUGGCCCUUUCUGUCUCUUGGGCUCAUAAUCACCUUGUGACCUUGGUGUUUUUCAUUCUCCUUUGAUCCAGGUGGGUUGAGACCAAUUGAUGCAUCUUGGAUGCAACACUGUAAGCUUUUGUAAUAAGAUUGCCAGGCCUGUCUUCUGACUCGCCUCUGGGUGGGUUUGAAAGCCAAUCUUCCAUCUUGUACCUGAACACUUAACCAUUUAUGCUACCUAGGGAUUCCGGGGGGCUAGAGUAAAUUGAAUCCACCACAAAGCUUGCUGUUCUUACUAUGACUAAAUGAUUUUUUUUUGAAUAAAUGCUAUCUGGAUUGCUGCAAGCCUUUGAUUAAUUUCCAAAGUUCUGAAAAAGUUGAUUCUGACAAUUUUUGAAGACAGGAACAGGAAUGCUUCAGAAAGUGCAAAAGGACAGUGUUGACUGUCAGAAUGAGAAUCAAAAGUCAGAAUCAUUGAUUUUUUAUUUGUGUACUGAUAAUUUUUUUUUCUUGUUGAUUUCUGACUUAGGAGACCCCAUGUGUUAUAAAGUAGAACUGUUCCAUAGGGUUUUUUUUUAAGCCGUAGUCUUUACAGAAGCCUGUCACCAGGUCUGUUUCUUCUAUGGUGCUGCUGGUUGGGUUUGAACCACUAACCUUUUGGUUACCAGCCAAGUGCAAACCAUUUGCACCACCCAGGAACCUUUGUGUACUGACAGAUUUUAACCAUUUAUUAUUUUUUUUCAACUAAGGAAUCAGGAAAUUUAAGGAGAAUGAAUUAAAUCAUUAUUAUAAA